AUUUUGAAGGAAGUAUGGAGCCUGAGUUAGUUGGGAAAGUUUUAAAGUUAAUAGCAGAAUCAUAUCCAAAUUUGGAAUAUCUUAAUAUAUCUAUUUUAGAUAAUUUAUUUCAAUGGAAAAUUGAUAAAGGUCUAACUGCAAUCGCAGAUUCAUAUCAUAAAUUAGAAUGUCUAAAUAUUUCUAAUCAUACAGAGUUUUCUGAAAUAUCAAUCUGCAAUGUUAUUCGUUCUUGUCCAAAAUUCUAA
Funneliformis geosporum is the source of this 245-nucleotide messenger RNA. The record is from the annotation of a GenBank genome assembly. Lineage: Eukaryota; Fungi; Glomeromycota; Glomeromycetes; Glomerales; Glomeraceae.